This is a messenger RNA of Entelurus aequoreus (snake pipefish), 3475 nucleotides long. RefSeq names its product protein PALS1-like. Gene Ontology annotation, cellular component: plasma membrane; adherens junction. Lineage: Eukaryota; Metazoa; Chordata; Actinopteri; Syngnathiformes; Syngnathidae. The transcript is spliced from 17 exons. The record is from RefSeq and is a predicted model, not a curated record. Gene Ontology annotation, molecular function: protein binding. Gene Ontology annotation, biological process: morphogenesis of an epithelial sheet; protein localization to plasma membrane; establishment or maintenance of epithelial cell apical/basal polarity. The coding region runs from base 274 to 2253 and encodes 659 amino acids.
CAAUCAGCGUCGUUGUUGCAUCUGGCUAUGUUCCCGCCCCCUCUGGCAGUCUGCUGUGGACAUGACAGUGCGACUUCCAAGCAACGAGCCACAAACUUGUCAAGACUGAAAGCCGUCAAAUAUCUGCAUCGAGACGGAACUACCAUCGCCGUGAUUGAAGCGUGUUGGUCAGCCCGUGGACAGCGUGAAGCAGCGCCAAGGUUGACAUGGCUCCCUUGUUUACUGAGCUACCCUCCUAGAGCGACAACCCUGGAAUCCUAAGUUGUGUGCGACAUGACAACGAGCUAUCUGAACGGACACGGAGGAGGAGAUGAAGAGCUGAGGUUAGGACACCAGCACAGGGAAAUGGCUGUGGACUGUCCGGGAGAUCUGGGGAGCCGAACACUGCCAGUCCGACGCUCCGCACAACUGGAGAGAAUACGACAACACCAGGAGGACCUCCGUCGGCGAAGAGAGGAGGAGGGUCGGCAGCUGGAUCUGAACGCCUCCCUAAGGCUCAAGAAGCUCUCCCAGAAUCCCCACAGCGGCAUUGACAACCCCACAUUCCUAGAGGAUACGUACACACCACAGCAGCCGGCACUCAGCAACCAGCACACUUUGCUCGAGUUGGAGGAGCUGCUGCUGUCACUGAGGCAGGUCCGGGGCAGUUUGUCCGACCAACAGAGUCAGAAUGACAUAGAGCUGGUUCUUGCGCUACUAAACAAGUCUGAUUUCCAGUCUGCACUUAAGAUCCACAAUGCUGUGGCCAGCAGCAUGCACCGACCCUCCCCUCCAUACCCCCACACAAACCAGGCACUGCACUUGGCACUGGAGGUCAGAAAUCUCAGUCAAGCAAGUCCGAACAAAGAAGGAUUAGAACUCUCCAGUCUGCUAUCAGACACUCACAUGCAGUCUUUGCUUCUGGCACAUGACAGCAUAGCAAAGAGAGAAAUGGAACCAGAACCACCAAGCAGCCAAACGGAGACAUUGACGCAGUGGGGUGGAGAGACUGUCAAGAUUGUCCACCUGGAGAAGGCCCGAGACAUACCAUUGGGGGCGACGGUCCGCAAUGAAAUGGAGAGUGUGAUCAUCAGUCGGAUUGUUCGAGGUGGAGCAGCCGAGCGCAGUGGACUUUUGGCAGAAGGAGAUGAAAUACUGGAAAUAAACGGCAUUGAGAUCAGAGGGAAAGAUGUCAACCAAGUCUUUGACAUUCUUGCGGACAUGCACGGCCUUCUGACCUUUGUACUCAUUCCCAGCACUCUGAGCAAACCUCCAGCCCUCAAAGAGACUGUGGUUCACGUAAAAGCCCAUUUUGAUUAUGACCCAUCAGAUGACCCAUAUGUGCCAUGCAGAGAGCUGGGCUUGUCCUUCCAGAAAGGAGACAUUCUUCACAUCAUCAGCCAGUCAGACCCCAAUUGGUGGCAGGCCUACAGGGAUGGUGAUGAGGAUAACCAGCCACUGGCCGGAUUAGUACCAGGGAAGAAUUUUCAGCAACAGAGAGAAGCCAUGAAACAGACGAUAGAAGAAGACAAGGAACCUGAGAAGUCUGGAAAGUUGUGGUGUGCAAAAAAGAACAAGAGGAAAAGGAAGAAGUUGCUUCACAACAACAAAAAUGAGGACGUCAAUGAAGAAAUUCUGACCUACGAGGAGAUGGCUCUGUACCACCAGCCCGCCAACAGGAAGCGGCCCAUCGCACUGAUUGGCCCAACCAGCUGUGGGCAGGCGGAGCUUAGGCAGAGACUGCUGAAUAACCAGCCAGAACGCUUUGCUGGAGCUGUACCCCACACAACCCGCAGCCGACGGGAUGGCGAGCUCGGCGCUCGAGAUUAUCAUUUUGUUUCUCGCCAGAUGUUUGACGCAGAACUGGCAGCUGGGAAGCUGAUUGAGUCUGGAGAGUUUGAGAAGAAUCUUUACGGAAGCAGCACUGACUCUGUCAGACAAGUCAUCAACACUGGCAAGAUCUGUGUGCUGUGUCUACACACACAGGCCCUGAAGGUGCUGAGGAGUUCAGACCUCAAACCUUACAUCAUCUUCAUCGCUCCGCCAUCCCAGGAAAGACUGCGAGCCCUGCUAGCUAAAGACAACAAGAACCCCAAGCCGGAGGAGCUGCGAGACAUCAUUGAGAGAGCGCGGGAGAUGGAGCAGAGCUGCGGUCACCUGUUCGAUGCCAUCAUCGUCAACAUGGACCAGGACAAAGCCUACGCUGAGCUGCAGAGACUCAUCAACAAGCUGGACACAGAACCUCAGUGGGUACCAAGCUCCUGGCUGCGCUGACACAGAACCUCAGUGGGUACCAUGUCCUGGCUGCACUGACACAGAAGUGGGUACCAUGUUCCUGGCUGCGCUGACACAGAACUUCAGUGGGUACCAUGUUCCUGGCUGCACUGACACAGAAGUGGGUACCAUGUUCCUGGCUGCACUGACACAGAACUUCAGUGGGUACCAUGCUCCUGGCUGCACUGACACACAUGCUUGCACUUCUCACCUUCUUGAGACCACAUCCCUCAACUUGGAAAGUAAUGUAUUGAAAUGAUAUCACCUGAGAUUUAAAGUACACACCAGACAUUCUCUAUUAGACGCCAUGCUUUUCCCUAUUGGGACCAUGACUUGGGUUCUAACUUGUUCACCGGUCCUCAUAUGGACGCUACUAGUCUCAAGAAGGGUAGAAAUACAAGAACACACACAGUCUGGCUCUCAGAUCAAAUAUGUCACCUGUCCUCACUUCCUGAGUGAAUGUUGACACCACUCUUCUACUCUUCACUGACUUCCACUUUCACCCAGCAUUAUUUCAACUUCACCACCAUGACAGCUACUGAGUGUGUCCGUCACUGCAGCUAACUUCUUCUCCUUAUCACUCUCAACAUUCUUGUGCACUAGAAAGUACAACCCAAAACAUGGACCUACCAUAUUGGUUUUCUUCUCAGAUUUGAAGAGAUGCUUUUUUAAAAAAUGUGUUGAAUUCAUCCUGUCAUCAUUUCAGACAUCAUGAUCAGGGGUGUCCAAACUACUCCAACUUCUUUUUAGUCAUCUGAACAUUUCAUUGCUGCAAGUUACUUGAGUAAUUCAGGUUAAUGACCAUGAAUUGCACUUUGAAGUGUAGUCAGCACAGCCAUUUUUAUAUUGAAGCCAAUCCAAACAACCUUUCCUGCUCACUGUGAAAAUAAACCAACCCAAAAAAACACAACACAACCAAUGUCCAAUCACAACACAUUAUUCUACACUACACCCAUUUAAAUCCAUCACAAAGCAUGAUGGGAAACAUGCUAAACACUCUCCACAUGUAUCCAUGUUUGUGCGUUUUAGCUGCUUGAUUGCUCUCAUUCAUUACACAACUUUAAGGGGGUCGUCACGGAAGUACACAUUGUAGGAGUCCAACCUUCACAUACUCUUAAUAUCCAGUUAUAUUCCUUUUGUAUACAGUAUAUGAAUACAAUAUGCAUUUAAUCAAUAUUCACACAUAUAGAUGCAUAAAUAUGUAUAUAUGCACACACACACA